CACGAGCCAACGCAUAGGCGCCAGUAGAAGACCCGUAACUAACUAACUAACAAAAAAACAAAAAAAAUACUUUAAUUAUUUACUAUUAAAAUGACGUCGUUCACAUAAACCGAGUCAAGGGCAAAGAGGUUAGCGUGUGAAAGAAAAGAAGUUCCUGGAAACAACAGAGGAGUGAGGUGGGACGCCGCGGUUCAAACUCAAAGAUUCCUCAGAGGCUUGACUUCUCUGCUCAGCCAUCACAACCUCACACAGCUCACAGCAGUUGGUGUCAUCCAGAAUACAGUCACAGCUCGGCGGGUUGAAGGAGCCAUUCAUUCUGACAUAUAACUUUGGGCAAUGUGUUUGCGACAACAGCAAUAGGUAUGAGCAGUGGAUUUUUAUAUCCUGUGUAAAGCAAAAUUUAGCAAACUGCAGCUACUUGAAACAACUUCCUCAUAAACUCAGAGCUAUUGACGACUUUGCUUCAGCCAUGAGUGGAAAGGGUUGUCAGCUCCUGGUGUCUCCUUGCAGCGUGUCCCCAUCACUAAGUAUGAUCAGAGGACACCAGUCCCAAUCCAUCAGGAUACCCAUGUCUAUCCCACAACGGGCCAAUCUUAGUCCCUCCUCGAGCAUGGAGAAAGUGAAAAAGGGAGCCAUGCAAUCCUUUGGUUCUGAAAAACAGAGCGGAAGCCAUGUUGUCCUGCCAACCCUGAGUCUCCACAGACAGGUGUUGACCAACGGCAAACAUAUAAACAUUUCGACUGCAUCCCCACACCAGCAAGUGCCUACUUAUCAUCCUACAUCCACCAUACAAAUGGGACGCUGCUCCAUUAACAACAGCUUCAAAGGUACAAACAAAGCAGGUUGCUCUGUGUCUGGGCCUACCAUGGAAGUAUUUGGUCAGCCAGCCACUGCUAACCUGACAGUGGCCAGCAGUCCUGUGACCCUUGUCAAAGGCCAACGGUGUACUGCAGGGCCGUCAGCACAACACCCUCCAUCACAUCCACACAGUGUGCAGAUUCCCCACACUGAUGCCAGAUCCUUACAGUCCAGAGAGUCCCUGGCAUCCACUACCCUUAGUCUGUUUGAAACACAGUCGAUGUUUAGUGGCAGACACGACUGGUCGUAUGGUUACCGGGUGCUUCCUCCACUGGGUCUUCCUCAGUGCUCCACGCAGGCCAGCGAGGGAGGUGAGCAGCCAAGCCUUCCUCCUGGCACGGCCAUGUCCGGCACAACUAUAUCAGGUGGCACUAGCACCUCUGCCUCCCUGCCCUCGUACCUCUUUGCAGGUGAUGCCGGAAGCCCCAGACAGUCUCGCGCUAAGAAAAGAGCACUCUCCAUGUCGCCAUUGUCAGAUGUCAUGGGUAUUGAUUUCAACUCCAUCAUACGCACCUCACCGACUUCACUUGUGGCUUAUAUCAAUGGUGCUCGCAUCUCUCCAGCCUCCCACCCCACACUCUCACCUGUCCAAUCAGAGGGUUACGGUCACUUCCUGGGCGUGAGAGGCCGCUGCAUCCCCUACGCCCAUCCCUACAACACGCCAGGUUCUUUGCAGGCCUCGGUCCCACACACAGAUUAUGGUCGUAUGCAGAUGCUUGAUGAGGGAGGGGGUCUGGAGAGCCAGAUGGCUAACAUGAUGGUGGACCAGCAGUGCCUCCCAGAGGAAGGAGGGGCGCUGGAGAAGACUUCAGAGAGCUGCAGCCAAACCAUCAACAACCUGCUGCCACCUCCACAGUUUCAGCCAGCCCUGCUGACUACUAUCCAAGAAGCUGAAACUCCACAUGGGCCUCCACCACCCUACCACUCACCCCAACACACCCACCUUACUAGACGCCACUGUAAAAUAAAGCCCCUUUCUCAGGACCCUCUCUCACACGCUCCCAUGGUUCAUCCCAGGCAUGGGGUGAGCUUUCAACCGCAGAUCCCUAUGCUGGAGGAGGAAGAAGGAGAGCUGGAGGACUAUGGGACCCACAGCUGCAGGUGGAUAGACUGCAGAGCAGUCUAUGACCAAAGGGAGGAGCUGGUAAGGCACAUAGAAAAGCAACACGUGGACCAGCGGAAGGCUGAGGAUUUCACAUGCCACUGGGUGGGCUGUCCACGCAACUUCAAGCCCUUCAAUGCCAGAUACAAGCUUCUUAUCCACAUGAGGGUCCAUUCAGGAGAAAAACCCAACAAGUGCACGUUCGAGGGCUGCAAGAAGGCUUUCUCUCGGCUAGAAAAUCUGAAGAUCCACCUGCGUAGCCACACGGGGGAGAAACCCUACCUGUGUCAGCACCCAGGCUGUCACAAGGCCUUCAGCAACUCAAGUGACAGAGCUAAGCACCAGCGUACACACCUGGACACAAAGCCAUAUACUUGCCAGGUGCCUGGCUGCGCAAAGCGCUACACUGAUCCCAGCUCCCUGAGGAAACACGUGAAAUCCCACUCUACUAAAGAACGACAGUUACGGAAGAAGAUGAAAUCCACUGCUGAUGUGACUCAGGACACACUGACAGACUGUUUAACCAUCCACCCUUUGCAACCAAGCCUUUCUCCUCUGACAAGGAUAGACUCUUCCCCUGGUGCAUCCCAUGAGUCCUAUUCUGCUGCUCCACAGGGACAAGACUCCUCUAGCAAUCCUCACCUGGCUCUGUUGUGCUCCUUUCAAGAUAAUUACAGGUUUGUUGAUCCCUCCCCUCACCAGCUCCUCCCCGGGGACCAGUGUGGGCCUUGCUCUCCCACCUGCCUACCGCAUCCUCCCAAUGGGACAUCCCUACAGAACAACCCAGAUCUGAAGCAGCCCAGCGAGCCUCCUGAUCUGGCAGAUUACAAUCCAGAGCUCUCAGGGCAGAUUAAGAUGCUAUAUUCUCCUCCACAAUAUGGAGGGAUCACGGCACAGACUAGCUCGAGUCACCUGAUGCAAGUUGAUGCCUUUGGUGACAGCCUCGCUCCAGCAGUCAAUAAUCCCAAUGGGGUGGCCGCCUUAGAAACAGCUCUUUCCUGCAUUACAGGAUUUGAUGUCCACAGUCAAGCACAGGAUGUGGAUCCUAAUCAAGAAUUGCAUGGAGGGGAUAUCUUCAGUGUAAUGGACCACUGCACAAGCCUGGUCUCCUGCAUCUACACAGAGGGAUGAUUAUUAACUCAAUUGUGGGUUUUGUUCCGUUGCACUAUUUUGUGUCCCUGUUCCAUUUAAGUGAAAUGAUCGAAUAGGAAGAACACUUUAGAUGACGCCACAAUGUUUCGGCAGUUUCAUUUGGCAAAAUAAAAUUAUAUUUCAUCAAUUGGUUGAUAAAGGAAUUGACUUUCAUUCUCAGUGCAAGUCUCUCUCUCUCUCUCUCUCUCUCUCUCUCUCUCUCUCUCUCUCUCUCUCUCUCUCUCUCUAAAUCUCUAUAAAUGUACUGUCUGACUCAACACUCUGGCUUCUGCCUCCAUAAUCGAUGUAUACUAAUGACUGAGGUUACAGGAUUUUAACGUUUACUUUCUUAGUUUGUAUACAGCUUUUGUAUAACAAUGUUCAUGUAGUAAGUAUUGUACUUCAAGUAGUUUCUGGUGACGUGUUGCACAAUAUUUAACACUUUAAUCAAAGCAAAGUAUGCAAGGGAUCUUUUAUUAAGGUUUUUCUUAGAACCACGGCAUUGUAACUAUAGUAACAAGACAGCCUUACCAUUUCACUUUAAUGUUCAUAGACAUAACCUAUUAUUUGAGUAUGGUACUGUAUGUGCUGUGAUUUCUUCUGUGCCUUCAUCAUGGGGUGGAUUUUAGUUGGUGACUAUACAAGUGAUUUUGCAUAUUUUAGGUUAUUUACUGUAAAUGUCUUACAGUUCACAUUGUAGUUGACUCUUUCUAAAAGCAUGGCAUAGUGCUGUACAUUGUUUUUAACCUGUUUUUUUUUGGUUUGAUUGUUUUCUACAGCUAUUCAUCUCAGUUCAUUUCAAUGUGGUAUGAAGAUGUACUUGAACUUGUAUGAAGGUACAUUACUGUUGCAUGUUAAUGCAGUGAAGACUUUUCAA
Messenger RNA from Etheostoma spectabile (orangethroat darter), 3968 nucleotides. It is a transcript of the gene glis3, whose product is annotated as GLIS family zinc finger 3. Gene Ontology annotation, cellular component: nucleus. The coding region runs from base 470 to 3091 and encodes 873 amino acids. Gene Ontology annotation, molecular function: RNA polymerase II cis-regulatory region sequence-specific DNA binding; DNA-binding transcription factor activity, RNA polymerase II-specific. Gene Ontology annotation, biological process: regulation of transcription by RNA polymerase II. The transcript is spliced from 11 exons. The record is from RefSeq and is a predicted model, not a curated record. NCBI's taxonomy places the organism in Eukaryota, Metazoa, Chordata, Actinopteri, Perciformes, Percidae.